Molecule: messenger RNA, 868 nt
Organism: Rhagoletis zephyria (snowberry fruit fly)
Lineage: Eukaryota; Metazoa; Arthropoda; Insecta; Diptera; Tephritidae
Product: putative aminopeptidase W07G4.4
Source: RefSeq, a predicted model, not a curated record
CACCGGUAAAUGUAGUGAUAAAAAGAGUUGGACAAGAAAUUGCAUCAAAUUAAUUUUGGAACUUCACUUUCAUAUUCUUUGAAUAGUAGAUUACUCAUUGCAGUUUAAUUUCAGAGUUGGCUCUUGUUUGAAUCCAAGUUUUAGUAAUACGGAGACAGUCUUACACUAUUCACAUCGUGACGCAGAGCUUUUUGGUUGGCCAAAAGAAAACCGGCUUUUAAAAAAGUAUUUGAAAUAAGCGAACAAGAAGCACUUGUUUGUAGCUGCUUUACAAGGAGAAAGUGCACUUCUACCUUCCGCCAUGGGAAUUGAUAGAUUGCUUCCUUGCAGCGUCAAAAUUGCAAAGCUGAUUCAAAAGUCCAGCUGUGAUGUAGUCUGUAUUAUCGAUCGCCAAGUGCCGGCGGAGUUGGCGGAGCAAUUUAGCGAGUUUCGAGCAUUUGAUAAGGCAUUCGAUAGUGUGGUUUCCUGCUUCAAAUCGCAAAAGUUGGACUUGCCCAUAGUUUAUUCACCAGUACAAGAAUUGACAGAUUAUCAUGAUGUGCGGACGUACCAAAAAGCGGCAGCUAAGUCGUUGGAACGAGCAAUUAAGGCUGGCUUCAAGUCGCCCAUGUUGAUCGUGCCCACAAGUCACCGCUUCUCCAAUGCUGAACUUUGUACUGUGCUAGGUGCUUUGGAUCAAUUAUAUGUUCCAAUUCAACUGCGAGAGGAUGUCCCUGCACAUGCCAAGCAAAUUAAGGAGUUAUCUGUGCUGAUUUCCAAACCUAAUGCUGAAGAUAUUUUAAAGGAAGCCUUGGUCUUAGAAUCUGGUCGAAUGGUUGCCCGUGAUAUUGGUGAGUCCGUGAGAGAAAGUUAGUUCUCUAUUUUAUUU